AUGGUGGACCUGGCAGCUGGGAUCACCUGUUCCUUUGGAAACCUGACAGAGGUGGAGGGACAGGUCAGCGGUAACCAGAUCUUCUGUCUGUCCCCCACCGCUAAGGAUGUUCCUCUCAUACCUGCUGACCAAGACUGGUCAGUUGUUGAGUUGAGGCUCAACUCUAAGGAGACUGGUCAGAUGGUCAUCAGCACGGAGGUCAAGUUCUACAACUGCAGUGUUCACCAACUGUGUCUGUCCUGUGUGAACAGUGCCUUCCGCUGCCACUGGUGCAAGUACCGUAACCUGUGUACCCACGACCCAUCCAGCUGCUCCUUCCAGGAGGGACGCGUCAACGCCUCCGAGACUCUUAGUGAGAGUGUUAACAGUGUCUGUGGUGUGAGGCCUCUGGCCAUGUCACCUGUACCCAGCAACAGUAGCCUGUUAGUGGAUAGGCUGGGUGAGAGAGGGGCCCUGGCCUGGGUAGUUACACAGGACAGCACAGGAGAGGAGAGGACUGUUAAUGCAGUGAAGCUCUGCUCUGCCCCCCAGCCAGGCUCACACUGA
This is a messenger RNA of Salvelinus sp. IW2-2015, 546 nucleotides long. RefSeq names its product plexin-A2-like. Gene Ontology annotation, molecular function: semaphorin receptor activity. The record is from RefSeq and is a predicted model, not a curated record. NCBI's taxonomy places the organism in Eukaryota, Metazoa, Chordata, Actinopteri, Salmoniformes, Salmonidae. Gene Ontology annotation, cellular component: semaphorin receptor complex; plasma membrane. Gene Ontology annotation, biological process: regulation of cell migration; regulation of cell shape; regulation of GTPase activity. The coding region runs from base 1 to 546 and encodes 181 amino acids. The transcript is spliced from 4 exons.